AUCCUCCCGCCUCGGCCUACCAAAGUGCUGGGAUUAUAGGCGUGAGACACCGCGCCCGGCCUAUACUUGAUUUUUAAUGAAAACAUUCUUAGUAAUAAAUUCGUAUGGCUAACCCAAAUUUAUUUUCUGUAGGCAUAAUAUCAAAAACACCUGGCAGGAUUGCCCCAUUCCCAGCACUGUCCAUUUCUCCCCUAAUAUCAGUGGGACUCCACUGAUGCACAGUUGUGAUCUACUAAAACUUCUCUCAAAACUGCCUCCUCUCCUUAGGUCAGCAGCCCCGCCCCUGAUCUAUUUGGAAAUCCCCUGAAUAAAAGUUGAAUAUCAUAAACCAAAGCCAAAACCCAGAAAUUCAAAUUCAACCGGUAGGUAAAAAGUCUCAAGUGACAGUAGACGUAGGUGUCUCCAGUGUCGCCUCACUAAUAAAGUAGAAGAGGCCAGUGCAAUACUGCCUUCAUACCCUUAACUUGGGUGCUCGAAUAUUUAUCUUCGUCAUCAUUUUAUCAUCCAAAGUAUUUUACAUAACUUUCAUGGGUGCAGACAUUGUUUAAGUGCUUGGUAAAAUUAAUAGUGAUGUUCAUUCAUUCAUCUCACUGAACGGACAAUAAAUUCCUUGACGACAAGGGCCUGGGGGGCCACAUCUUCAUGCUUGGUUUAUGAGUCCUGUGCGUCUUGGUACAAGCAAUACUACUAUGAGCCGGUAAGUCAAACCUAUUUGUUAGGGAACCAAAGGAAAGAACAUGUUUUGAUAGCUAAGAAAACAUUUUGUUCUCUAUCCUUUACUAGGCUGGCAGGCAAAGGGAAUGUUCUUAUGAGCACUCACAUUGAAAACAAGUUUCACGAAAUGCACAGACUCUGAAGGCCGUGCCGCUGGGGGCUGCCUCCACAAUCCGCCCAUCUCAGCGGGCCAUGAGGUCCUGGCCACGGACGCGGUGGCCGAGCCUCUGCUCAUACGUUCAACCGGCCUCUGGACUCGCUCCCUCCCUCAAACCCUCCCUCCGGCGGGCGGGUGGCUAGGCCCAACGGCAGGAAGCCGACGCGGAUCCUCCGUCCUGCGGCGCCGGGUCCGCCUUCCGUCUGUUCCAGCGCCUGCUCCUGCGCGGCAGCUGCUUUGGAAGGUCUCGAGCCCCCUGUACCUUCCCAGGGAUGAACCGGACCUUCCCUCUGAGAGGCGAGGGUUCGGGCCACCGUGAGCGAGGCGCGGGGCGGUGGGCGCGCGCAGAGGGAAAGCAGAUCAGCUGAGAGAGAAUAGGAGUAGUGGAUGAGGCGCCUGUGGGGCGCGGCCCGGGAGCCCUCGGGCGCGGGCUGGGAGAAUGAGUGGGCGGAGGCGCCGCAGGAGGCUCCCGGGGCCUGGUCGGGCUGGCUGGGCCCAGGGCGCAGUGGAGGGAAGGGACGGGCGGCGCCCGGUUGGGCGUCCUGGCCAGCUCACCUUGCCCUGGCGGCUCGCCCCGCCCGGCACUUGGGAGGAGCAGGGCUGGGCCUGCGGCCUUUGGAUUCCGGGACCGCCCCCUUCCAUUCCCGGGUCAGCGGCGAGCUACAGCGACGGCUGGAGUCGCAGCUGCAGCAUGAGAGCCGGUGCCGCUCCUCCACGCCUAUGGACGCGUGGCGAGCGGAGGCAGCUCAGCCUGUUCUCGCCAUGGGGGCGCCGUGGGGUUCACCGGCGGCGGCGGCGGCGGCGGCGGGCGGGCGGCGCGGGUGGCGCCGAGGCCGGGGGCUGCCAUGGACCGUCUGGGCGCUGGCGGCCGCCGGCUUGACGUGUACGGCGCUGAUCACCUAUGCCUGCUGGGGGCAGCUGCCGCCUCUGCCCUGGGCGUCGCCAACCCCGCCGCGACCGGUGGGCGUGCUGCUGUGGUGGGAGCCCUUCGGGGGGCGCGGCAACGUCGCGAGGCCGCCCCCCGACUGCCGGUUGCGCUUCAACAUUAGCGGCUGCCGCCUACUCACCGACCGCGCGUCCUACGGAGAGGCUCAGGCCGUGCUUUUCCACCACCGCGACCUUGUGAAGGGACCCCCCGACUGGCCCCCGCCCUGGGGCGUCCAGGCGCGCAGUGCCGAGGAGGUGGAACUGCGAGUGUUGGACGACGAGGAGGCAGCGGCGGCGGCAGAAGCCCUGGCGACCUCCAGCCCCAGGCCCCCAGGCCAGCGCUGGGUUUGGAUGAACUUCGAGUCGCCCUCGCACUCCCCAGGGCUGCGAAGCCUGGCAAGUAACCUCUUCAACUGGACGCUCUCCUACAGGGCAGACUCGGAUAUCUUCGUGCCUUAUGGCUACCUCUACCCCAGGAGCCACCCCGGCGACCAGCCGUCAGGCCUGGCCCCGCCACUGUCCCGGAAACAGGGGCUGGUGGCAUGGGUGGUGAGCCACUGGGACGAGCGCCAGGCCCGGGUUCGCUACUACCACCAGCUGAGCCAACACGUGGCCGUGGACGUGUUCGGCCGGGGCGGACCCGGGCAGCCGGUGCCCGAAAUUGGGCUCCUGCACACAGUGGCCCGCUACAAGUUCUACCUGGCUUUCGAGAACUCGCAGCACCUGGAUUAUAUCACCGAGAAGCUCUGGCGCAACUCGUUGCUCGCUGGGGCAGUGCCGGUGGUGCUGGGCCCCGACCGUGCCAACUAUGAGCGCUUCAUGCCCCGCGGCGCCUUCAUCCAUGUGGACGACUUCCCAAGUGCCUCCUCCCUGGCCUCGUACCUGCUUUUCCUAGACCGCAACCCCGCGGUCUAUCGCCGCUACUUCCACUGGCGCCGGAGGUACGCUGUCCACAUCACCUCCUUCUGGGACGAGCCUUGGUGCCGGGUCUGCCAGGCUGUCCAGAGGGCUGGGGACCGGCCCAAGAGCAUACGCAACUUGGCCAGCUGGUUUGAGCGGUGAAGCCGCCCUCCCCUGGAAGUGACCCAGGGGAGGCCAAGUUGUUACCUUUUGGUCCUCUACUGUGCAUCUCCUUGACUGCCGAAUCGUGGGAGUAAGUUCUUCAAACACCUAUUUUUGCUCUAUGGGAAAAAGGCGAUUUUACCAAUGAAUAUUACUCAGCACAGAGAUGGGGGCCCGGUUUCCAUAUUUUUUGCACAGCUAGCAGUUGGGCCCCCUUUGCUGUUGAUGAGCAUCAUUGUUUAGGGGUGAAGGGGGGGCUCUUCUUCACCUCGUAACCAGUGCAGAAAUGAAAUAGCUUAGCUGCGAGAAGCCGUUGAGGCGGUUUCUCUGAAUUUCCCCGUCUGCCAUAGGCCGGAUUUGUGGCCCGUGCAGCCUCCAAAUCUCAUACACACUGUUCCCGAUUCACAUUUUUCUGGACCGAGGUGAAGCAAAUUUCUGGUUGUAGAAGGAGCCUUGUUGGUGGAGAGUGGAAGGACUGUGGCUGCAGGUGGGUCUUUGUUGUUUGGAUUCCUCACAGUCUUGGCUCCUGAGAAAGGUGAGGAGGGCAGUCCAAGAAGGGCCGCUGACUUCUUUAAUAAGUACUAUCUGUUCUCCUGUCCUGUGAAUGGAAGCAAAAUGCUGGAUUGUCCUUGGAGGAGAGUUAAGGUGAAUACAUGGGUGCACCUCACUUUACAUAAGAAAUGUAUUCCUGAAAAGCUGCAUUUAAAUCAAGUCCCAAAUUCACUGAUUAGGGGAGUUCAGUAUUUAAUGAAACCCUAUGGAGAAUUUAUCCCUUUACAAUGUGAAUAAGCAUCUCCUAAUGUUUCUUCUGUCUUUAUGUUUUUCCAUAACCUGGAUUUUUUAAAGGCAUAUUAAAAUUACAGAUGUGAAAAUAAA
Molecule: messenger RNA, 3736 nt
Organism: Chlorocebus sabaeus (green monkey)
Lineage: Eukaryota; Metazoa; Chordata; Mammalia; Primates; Cercopithecidae
Gene: FUT4
Product: fucosyltransferase 4
Cellular component (GO): membrane
Molecular function (GO): alpha-(1->3)-fucosyltransferase activity
Source: RefSeq, a predicted model, not a curated record